Messenger RNA from Lampris incognitus (smalleye Pacific opah), 551 nucleotides. It is a transcript of the gene tstd1, whose product is annotated as thiosulfate sulfurtransferase like domain containing 1. NCBI's taxonomy places the organism in Eukaryota, Metazoa, Chordata, Actinopteri, Lampriformes, Lampridae. The transcript has 4 exons. Gene Ontology annotation, cellular component: mitochondrion. Gene Ontology annotation, molecular function: thiosulfate-cyanide sulfurtransferase activity. The coding region runs from base 44 to 394 and encodes 116 amino acids. The record is from RefSeq and is a predicted model, not a curated record.
UUCCGCGGCCGUGCCGGGUUACGCACGCGCGCUCCUCAGCAGGAUGGCAGACAAGGAAAUCUCUUAUGCAGAUCUCAAGGCCCUCCUGGGAAAGAGCCAGAGCCUUCUGGUGGUUGAUGUCCGCUCUAAAGAGGAAGUGGAUAGGGGACACAUAACAGGAUCCAUCCACAUCCCUGUUGAUACAGUGGAGAGUGCUCUUGCAUUGGACCCUGAAGAGUUCAAGACUAAAUAUGGGGUGACCAAACCACCGCUGGAUGCCCCAGAGCUGGUCUUUCACUGUCAGAUGGGCAGGCGAGGAGGAGUGGCCACUGACAAGGCCCACGACCUGGGAUUUCUGAAAGCACGUAACUAUGCUGGCGGGUUCAAGGAGUGGUCUGAGAAAGAGGGAAGAUGAUCUUGCUUGGGGAUGCUGCUGCGAUGUGUUUUUAGCUGGUGUUUUUCCUCUUCUCACGUAUUGUUCUUUUGAUACCUUCUGAUUGUAUAAAAAGAGGUGUAGUACAUCCACUGUGCUUAAAAUGUUAAUACAUUUUCCUUGAUCACUUUCAUUAUUA